Molecule: messenger RNA, 456 nt
Organism: Neurospora crassa OR74A
Lineage: Eukaryota; Fungi; Ascomycota; Sordariomycetes; Sordariales; Sordariaceae
Exons: 5
Coding region: 1-456 (151 amino acids)
Source: RefSeq, a predicted model, not a curated record
AUGGAGAGCAGAAACACCGACACGAGUGACCUGCCCCUCAUUAUAACGAAGGUCCUCGGUAAGCUCCCAUCUUUUCUCGCAGUCCCUGUUGGGAUAUUUUGUACAGACACCUAUCAGCGCUCCAAAUACUGGGACCUGUAUAAUGGCUUUGUGCGACUUCGCGGCAAGCGCUCAAGAUGUCGGUCGCUUCUCCGCCGCGGCGGCUUCCUGGUAAGCGCCAAAGAUGUCGGUCGCUUCCGCCCCCGCGGCGGCGUGUUGGCAAGCGCUCAAGAUGUCGGUCGCUUCCGCCGCCGCCGCGGCGCGAGAUGGCCCAAGAGACCACCGACAACUGCCGUCCACCACUGGAAGAAAGUCUCAAUCGCCGGUCUCGAUAUGACCAACGGCACUAGGGAUAAAAAGCAUUUCAAAUGCCAGACCACUGAGCUUCUCCAGAGGAGCAGAGCUAUUCAGCUCUAG